Strongyloides ratti is the source of this 903-nucleotide messenger RNA. RefSeq lists its product as hypothetical. The record is from RefSeq and is a predicted model, not a curated record. The transcript has 2 exons. Lineage: Eukaryota; Metazoa; Nematoda; Chromadorea; Rhabditida; Strongyloididae. The coding region runs from base 1 to 903 and encodes 300 amino acids.
AUGUCAUUAGAAGGUGGUACUUUUUAUAAUAUAGUCAUGCUUACACUUAGCAUCAUUGCUCUGGUAUUUAACAGUUUAGAUUUUUUGGUUAAUUUUAGUAAUAAAUUAUAUAAACAAUCUUUAUAUAAUUGCCUCAAAUUGUAUAGUAAUGUAUGUGCUAUCAUUUUAAGUAUCAGAAAUAUUGUUGUUUCAUUUGCCAAUUUAUGUAUUCUUAAUGAUGAUUGGUUUUUUACAUCAAAAGAUGUAUGUCUUGGAAGAGCUAUAACUGAUAAUAUUAUUGUUACACUUUAUCAAGUUGCAUUUGUAUUUGAAAUAAUUGUUUUUGGUUUAUCAGUUGUUCAUCCAGUAUUUUUUAUGAAACAUAUUGAUAAUAAAACUUCUAAAAUUUGUAUUGGUUUUUUUAUAAUUUUUAUUUCAAUUUUUAUUGGAUGUAUGAUGUUAAUUGGUAGAGGUAACCUACCACAAUAUCUUGGUUUUUGUGUUAUUUACAAUAAUUGGACAUUAAAUUUUCAAGAAGCUCAUUCAUCAUUUACUUUAGCUGCCUUAAUAUUGGUAAUUAUUAUUUAUAUUAGAACAGCACGUCAAAUAGGAAGAAUGUCAUCAGAGGAAAAAUUUAAAAAAAAUUUAUGUAGUUUCAUGUGUUGGUCAAUGUUUUUUUUCAUGAUAUUUGGAAUAUUACCAAACACCUUACUUGUAGUAUCAUUUUUUAUGAAUUUUGAUUGUAAUUUUAGAAAUGUUUGUUUGGAUACAUUUUAUCUUACAAUUUGUAUUUCACUUAUUGUUCCAUUUCCAUUUGCUUUAUGGAAAAACAAAUUAAUUAGAAAACACUUCCUGGAGUUACCAUUUGUUCCAAAAGUAAUUUAUAGAACAUCAAUAACUAAAACUUCAAAUAUAAUUACUUAA